This is a messenger RNA of Elephantulus edwardii (Cape elephant shrew), 4688 nucleotides long. RefSeq names its product G patch domain containing 8 (gene GPATCH8). The transcript is spliced from 9 exons. Lineage: Eukaryota; Metazoa; Chordata; Mammalia; Macroscelidea; Macroscelididae. Bases 281 to 4540 code for a protein of 1419 amino acids. Gene Ontology annotation, cellular component: nucleus. The record is from RefSeq and is a predicted model, not a curated record.
UCGUCCAGAGACGGGUGAAGGCGGCAAAAUGGCGGACCGCUUCUCCCGCUUCAACGAGGACCGAGACUUUCAGGGUAAUCACUUUGAUCAGUAUGAAGAAGGACACUUGGAAAUUGAACAAGCGUCGCUUGAUAAACCUAUAGAAUCGCCCAGUUUUUAAAGCCAGGAUAAUAUUGGACAUCGCUUACUCCAGAAACAUGGGUGGAAGCUGGGCCAGGGAUUGGGAAAAUCUCUUCAGGGGAGAACAGAUCCCAUUCCAAUCGUCGUCAAGUAUGAUGUCAUGGGCAUGGGUCGCAUGGAAAUGGAGCUUGAUUAUGCUGAAGAUGCUACCGAACGGCGCCGUGUCCUAGAGGUAGAAAAAGAAGAUACAGAAGAACUGAGACAAAAGUACAAGGAUUAUGUUGACAAAGAGAAGGCAAUUGCAAAAGCGUUAGAAGACCUCAGAGCCAACUUCUACUGUGAACUCUGUGAUAAGCAGUAUCAGAAACAUCAGGAAUUUGACAACCAUAUCAACUCCUAUGAUCAUGCUCACAAGCAGAGGUUGAAAGAUCUGAAGCAAAGAGAGUUUGCUCGAAAUGUCUCCUCAAGAUCCCGAAAGGAUGAGAAGAAACAGGAAAAGGCCCUACGACGGCUCCAUGAAUUGGCAGAGCAAAGGAAACAAGCUGAAUGUGCACCUGGAAGUGGUCCCAUGUUCCGUCCAACCACGGUGGCUGUAGAUGAAGAAGGUGGAGAUGAUGAAAAGGAUGAAUCAGCUGCAAAUAGUGGCACAAGUGCCGCUACCAGUAGUGGCCCGACAUCUGAACUCUCCUUAGAUAAAGGAGGCCCUUUCACUGCAGUGCAAAAUACUAACACCACUGGACUGACACAGGCUCCUGGCCUAGCAUCUCAAGGCAUCAGCUUUGGCAUUAAAAAUAAUCUAGGGACCCCAUCACAAAAGCUGGGAGUGUCAUUUUCCUUUGCCAAGAAGGCUCCUGUCAAACUUGAAUCAAUAGCAUCUGUUUUUAAAGACCACGCUGAAGAAGGAACAUCUGAAGAUGGGACAAAACCUGAUGAGAAAGGUUCUGAUCAAGGAUUACAGAAGGUGGGAGACUCCGAUAGUAGUGGUAAUCUUGAUGGCAAAAAAGAAGACGAAGACCCCCAAGAUGGAGGGUCGCUUGCAUCGACAUUAUCUAAGUUAAAAAGAAUGAAGCGAGAAGAAGGAUCUGGGGCUACAGAACCUGAAUAUUACCACUAUAUCCCCCCAGCGCACUGCAAAGUAAAACCUAAUUUUCCCUUCCUACUAUUUAUGAGAGCCAGUGAACAGAUGGAAUGUGAUAAUAGUGCACACCCAAAGAAUGCUUCAGAGAGCAAAAAAAGUCAUUCUCCCAAACCUAAAGGCAGUACCAAGGUUGCAGCAAGUCAAGCGUCAGAAAAGACAGUCGGUGAUGUCUCUGAGCAGCAGAAAGAAAGCAGUGAGGCCCAGUCCCCAGAGCCUGCAAGCAGAGCUGAGACAAAGAAACCCUCAGGAGGAGAUGGAAGUGAGCAGAGCUUAGAGAGCCAGAAGGGAUCAGAGACCCAAAUGUGUGAGUCUAAUGCUGCUAAGGAAGCCUCUCAGGCCACCCCAGCAGGGAAAGAAAGCCAGGAAGGACCUAAACACGCUACAGGUCCCUUCUUCCCAGUUUUGAGCAAAGAUGAAAGUACUGCCCUCCAGUGGCCAUCAGAACUAUUAAUUUUCACUAAGGCAGAACCUUCAAUUUCAUACAGUUGUAACCCUUUAUACUUUGACUUUAAACUUUCAAGAAACAAGGAUGCCAGAGGUAAAGGGCCAGAAAAGCCAAAGGAUACUAGUGGCACCUCGAAGGACCAUCUCCAAGACUUUGAUCCUGCAGAGCCAGAUAAAAGCAAGGAAGAUGACAAUGACAAUGUAGUCCAUUCCUCAGCCGGCAGAAUAGAUGCACCUGCUUCAGGAUCUGCCUGCAGCAACCUAAAUAAACAGGAGCCUGGAGGUGGCCAUGGCUCAGAGACAGAAGACACAGGAAGAAGCUUUCCCAGCAAGAAAGAACGAUCUGGAAAAUCUCACCGACACAAAAAGAAAAAGCACAAAAAAUCUAGUAAACAUAAGCGGAAACACAGAAUUGACCCAGAAGAGAAAAGUUCUAAAGCAGAAUCUGGAGAGAAGUCAAAGAAGCGCAAGAAACGAAAGCGAAAGAAGAAUAAGUCAGCUCCAGCAGAUUCCGAACGGGGCCCCAAACCUGAACCCCCUGGGAGUGGCAGCCCAGCACCACCAAGAAGACGUCGUCGUGCUCAAGAUGAUUCCCAAAGGAGAUGCCUCCCCGCUGAAGAGGGGAGCAGCGGCAAGAAAGAUGACAGUGGAGGUGGCGGCAACUCCCAGGAUCAUGGUGGGAGGAAACACAAAGGGGAACCUCCAGCUUCAUCCUGCCAGCGUAGAGCUGGCACCAAGCGGGGCAGCCGAUCCAGCCAUAGAAGCAGACCAAGUAGUGGAGAAGAGGACAGUGAUGAUGCCUCAUCACACCGGCAGCACCAGAAGUCUCCGUCCCAGUACAGUGAGGAGGAGGAGGAAGACUCAGGCAGUGAGCAUUCCCGGAGCCGCUCGCGGUCUGGCCGGCGCCAUUCCUCACGCCGCUCUUCCCGACGUUCUUACUCGAGUAGCUCAGAUGCUUCUUCUGACCAGAGCUGCUACAGUCGACAGCGCAGUUACUCUGAUGACAGCUACAGUGACUAUAGUGACCGGUCACGAAGGCACUCCAAGCGCUCCCACGACUCCGAUGACUCAGACUAUGCCAGCUCCAAGCACCGGUCCAAACGGCACAAAUACUCAUCUUCUGAUGAUGACUAUAGCCUCAGUUGCAGCCAGUCCCGCAGUCGGUCUCGGAGCCAUUCCAGGGAGCGAUCAAGAUCCCGAGGCUGCAGUCACAGCAGCAGUUGUAGCCGCAGCCGGAGCAAGCGGAGAAGCCGCAGUACUACAGCUCACAGCUGGCAGCGGAGCCGAAGUUACAGCCGAGAUCGCAGUCGCAGCACCAGAAGCCCUUCCCAGAGAUCUGGCUCCAGGAAGGGCUCAUGGGGUCAUGAGAGCCCUGAGGAAAGACGUUCUGGUCGUCGGGACUUUAUUCGCUCUAAGAUUUACCGCUCCCAGUCCCCCCAUUAUUUCCGAUCUGGCCGAGGAGAUGGUCCUGGUAAGAAAGAAGAUGGUAGAGAUGAUGGUAAAGGGACAGGCCCACUCUCUCAGAACAGCAGCAUUAGUGCAGGGAGACGAUCAGAUGGUGACUGCAGCCCUGAAGACAAGAACUCUAUGACUGCCAGACUGCUACUGGAGAAGAUCCAAUCAAAGAAAGUGGAGAGGAAAUCCAGUGUUAGUGAGGAGGUGCUGGCCACUCCUAAUAAAUCUGGACUCAAGCUCAAGGACCCCCCACAAGGUUACUUUGGACCCAAACUCCCUCCCACUCUUGGCAAUAAGCCUGUCCUGCCACUGAUAGGGAAGCUACCAGCUACACGGAAGUCCACCAGUAAGAAAUGUGAAGAAUCGGGCUUGGAAAGAGGGGAAGAACAAGAACAGUCAGAGACAGAAGAGGGACCACCAGGAAGUAGUGAUGCUCCAUUUGGGCAUCAUUUCCCCUCAGAGGAAACAACUGGCCCCUUAUCAGACUCACCCCCAGAAGAGCCAAAAUCUGAAGAUGCUACUGCUGAUCGUACUGUGGCUCCGAUGGGCACCCCAGUGCACUCUGACUGCUACCCUGGGGACCCAGCCACCUCCCAUAGCUACCUCCCUGACCCCAGUGAUGGGGAUGCCCUAGAGUCCCUGGAUAGCAGCAGUCAAGCAGGCACUGUAGAAUCUAGCUUGCUGCCUAUACCACCAGACCUUGAGCACUUCUCUAGUUACGCGCCUCCCAGCGGGGAGCCUAGCAUUGAAUCGGCAGAUGGGGCUGAUGAUGCCUCAUUAGCCCCCUUGGAGAGUCAGCCCAUCACCUUCACUCCUGAAGAGAUGGAGAAGUACAGCAAGCUCCAGCAGGCUGCCCAGCAGCACAUCCAGCAGCAGCUUCUGGCCAAACAAGUAAAGGCGUUUCCAGCCUCAGCUGCCCUGGCCCCAGCUACUCCAGCCUUGCAACCCAUUCACAUUCAGCAGCCAGCCACAGCUUCUGCCACCUCCAUCACAACUGUUCAGCAUGCCAUCCUGCAACAUCACGCCGCCGCCGCGGCAGCUGCCAUUGGCAUUCAUCCUCAUCCUCAUCCCCAGCCACUUGCCCAAGUGCAUCACAUUCCCCAGCCCCAUCUGACUCCCAUUUCCUUGUCCCACCUCACUCAUUCAAUCAUCCCUGGCCACCCAGCUACCUUCCUUGCUAGCCAUCCUAUCCACAUCAUUCCUGCCUCAGCUAUCCAUCCUGGACCCUUCACCUUCCAUCCUGUUCCACAUGCCGCACUCUACCCUACCCUACUUGCCCCACGGCCUGCUGCAGCAGCUGCCACUGCCCUCCACCUUCACCCAUUACUUCACCCCAUCUUCUCAGGUCAGGACCUGCAGCACCCCCCGAGCCAUGGUACAUGAGUUGGGGUUGGAAGCCCAGAUAGGACCAGGGAAGGUAACCUGUGAAUCUUCCCUUGAAGGUGUUGAGCCAUUAAUACCAGCUAGUAGAAGCUGGAGUGGGCAGUGUCUUUUAAAAGCCAAAGAAUGUACUUUUGGCUUAAAAGGGUGG